Molecule: messenger RNA, 2406 nt
Organism: Drosophila mojavensis
Lineage: Eukaryota; Metazoa; Arthropoda; Insecta; Diptera; Drosophilidae
Exons: 3
Cellular component (GO): extracellular region
Molecular function (GO): chitin binding
Source: RefSeq, a predicted model, not a curated record
UGCUCAUUAUAAUAUGUUGGCUCAUUGUUAGAAUCUCUGUAAAGAGCUAUAUAUAUUAUAUAUUUGAGAGGCGGCUCUGCUAGAGCUUCAAGUCAGAGCUCCUGACUUAAGAUUCUGUUAGUGUAUGUUUACUUCUUCACACUUAUAAGAACAGGAUUUGCUAGAGAGUUUGGCAUAAAUGAAAGGGUCCAGGAUUAAACUGUACUACAAAAAAAAAAAAAAAAAAAAAUUAUAGAUAAUAUUGAAAAUAUUAUAUUAUUUCAUCUACUCUAGUAGUAAUACUUAAAGCAAGUCCAUUAUUAGUUAACUGCCCCACAUGUCUCUCAAUUAAGUUCAAUCAAAAUAGUUCCACACUCGUCUCAAUGUAAUUAUCACCUACAACGUUGAGUUAAUCAACCAUUAAACGCAAUCAAAAAGCAAUACAAGCCACACUCAAAAGCCAAGUGGCAAGAAGUGAAUGUUGUUGCAACAACAGCAAGAGCAGCAGCAGCAUCAUCUAUUCCUGGCAAGGCAACCGCAAGCAUUAUAGAAACUGCCGCAGCUAACGUAACCACAAAUGCCCAUUACCAUUUGCGGCAAAGCAUAAAAUUCCAAACAGAGCCCAGAGUCGCAUGCAUCAGAAAAUAAUAAAAAUAUAAAAAUGAAAUCUAAUUACAUGCCAAAGCCGAGAAGAAACACUUGAGAAGACAUCUCAGCUUGUCUUGGGCCCAAUGCAAUUUUCCAAUUGCAGCUUCCUUUCUAAAAAACACACACACACACAUACACACAAAUUGGAUGUUGUGUAUAUAACAUCUAAUAGCACUUAGCUUAGCUCGUCUUUAUUUUUCUCUUUUCGAUUUUGUAUUUUAGAUAGCAACAACAACAGCAACAACGAACAGCGAAACAGCACACACACACACACACAAAAUCACAUUUAAAUUACGUAUACGCCGCGUAGCCGUAAAGCCCAAAAUCACAGACAUCAUGGCAGCCGCAACAGCCGCGAACAAAUCACCACAACAACAGCAACAACAACAAUCUAGCAGACAACAGCAGCAGCAUCUUCAUCUGGCAGCCAGCAGCAACAGCAGCAGCACCGCCUCCUCCUUCUGCUCGAGCAACUUCAUUGCCUCCUGCAUGUCCAUCGUUUUGGUUGUCGUGUUCGCUGUGCUGCUGGCAGGAAACUGUGUCAAUGGGCAAAUUGAUGGCUACAUAGCUGGCGAGGAUUAUCCCAUCUAUGAUGCGGUGCCCAAGGGUUUGUCAUUCAACUGCCAAGGACGUCAGCCGGGCUACUAUGCGGAUACCGAGACGAGGUGUCAGGUCUGGCACUGGUGCCUGCACUCUGGCCAUCAAUACUCGUUCCUCUGCCCGAACGGCACCGUCUUCAAUCAGGCUGUGCGCGUCUGCGAUUGGUGGUCGAACGUCAACUGCGCCAGCUCCGAGCAGCUCUAUCAGAAUAACGAUGAGCUCUAUCGUAUACCGGAGCGCAGCCAACAGCAGCAGCAGCAGCAGCAGGAGCAGGCUGAGGUAUGAUAUAAGGCUGAUGAUGAGUAUAAGAUUGGGAAAACACACACAACAACGGCGGAGGCAGCGGAUCGGCAGCGAGGCAGCAGACAGCGACAGUUUCUGGCACAAAACAAAAGCAGCAGCAGCAGCAGCAACAGCAACAUAGAUAAAAGCAAACACAACAGCAAUAGCAACAACAACAGAAUCGUAGAUAGCACCUCACCAACCAACUACAGUAAAAUGACCAAAAAUAGUUUUAGAGGCAGCAUGAGAUACAAAACCAAUCAAUCUCAAUCGUCAUACUCAUCAUCACAGCAACAGCAACAGCAACAAUUUAACUCUAGUAAAUAUAGCGAAUAUCAAAGUAGACAAAAUAGUAGUGGCAGUAGCCGUAAGCAGGGCAAUAGGAAUAGCAGUAGAAAUAAAGGAAAUCAAUUUAGCAUAGCAAACACAUCCUCUAGACAUAACACAGCACAGCACAGCAAUCACAGCAACAGCAGCAACAGCAGCAGCAGCAGCGGCAACAACAACAACAACAGCUACAAAAGCAAGCAACGCGGCAAUAUGCGCUACAAUUUGAAUAAAUUUGAAAACGACGAUGAGCUCAAAGAUUAUAAAAGUAAAAUUAAAAACAAAUAUAAUAUCGAUUAUGAUCAUUCUUUGGAUGAAGAAUAUGAAAUAAUCGAGGCCAUUGAGUGAAAAGCAACAUACAAAUUAGAAAUUACUGAAUCAAAUAAAGAACAAGGAACCAAAAGCUUUGUAAUUGUUGUCGAAUUAAAAAAGUGCUGCAAAUUGGCGCUAAUUUGUGAACCAUCUUAAAAUACCCUCACCAGUUGGCUUGUUACCCAAUGUAAAAAAAUUGUAUAUAUAUGUAUAUUCCCAAUUCAUCUAAAAUUUAUAUACCUGCAAAUAAAUAUAAAA